Messenger RNA from Solanum pennellii, 2323 nucleotides. Its product is annotated as probable plastidic glucose transporter 3. The record is from RefSeq and is a predicted model, not a curated record. The coding region runs from base 346 to 1821 and encodes 491 amino acids. Gene Ontology annotation, molecular function: hexose transmembrane transporter activity. Gene Ontology annotation, cellular component: membrane. Gene Ontology annotation, biological process: monosaccharide transmembrane transport. Lineage: Eukaryota; Viridiplantae; Streptophyta; Magnoliopsida; Solanales; Solanaceae. The transcript has 14 exons.
ACAAGAUUGGAGCAGGUGUCAGUCUCAGAGCUCUCGUAGUUUCUAGAUGCUUUCGUGUCGUCAUCACUGUGUUUCUCCUUCCUUCCAUGGAACCACUGAAUAUGCACUUGUUUUGUUUGCUUACAAAUGAAAACACGUUAGCAACUUUUCUAAGAUUUCUCCCUUCACUUUUGCAUCAACACGUUUUCCUUUUCACUUUUUUUCUUAAUUAAUUCCUUCUAAAACUUCACUACCAAUAUGCAAUAGCUAGUGCCUCGCAAAACGUUUCAGGAGAUCUGGGAUUUGGGCAGGUUGGCGUAUAUGAUUGGGAUUUUUGUUACAGUACCAUAGAUCAGAUCACACAAUAUGAGAGGUGGUGGUCUUGCAGAUGCUUACUCCAUGUACAAGCGUGCAUCAACUAAAGACCAGUUCACUGAUUAUGAAGAUAGAGAAGAAAAUCUAGAUCGUGCCGAAAAUGGUGUGUGGAAAGAAAUUGGAAACCCCUCAUGGAAGCGGCCGUUGCCACAUAUACUGGUGGCAAUUAUUUCAUCACUCUUGUUUGGCUACCAUCUUGGGGUGGUUAAUGACACUCUAGAAAGCAUGUCUUUGGACCUUGACUUCAGUGGCAGCACCUUGGCAGAAGGUCUAGUUGUGAGUACAUGUUUGGGAGGUGCUCUUUUGGGCUCUAUAUUCAGUGGUUGGAUAGCAGAUGGGGUUGGUCGUCGGAGAGGCUUUCAACUGUGUGCUCUACCAAUGAUUAUAGGUGCUUCUAUGAGUGCUGCAACCAGUACUCUUGGUGUUAUGCUUCUUGGAAGGUUAUUUGUUGGAAUAGGGAUGGGCCUUGGCCCUGCUGUUGCUGCUCUCUAUGUUGCAGAGGUUUCACCAGCUUUUGUUAGAGGCACUUAUGGGAGUUUCACUCAGAUCGCCACAUGCCUUGGGCUCCUGGGAUCUCUUCUCAUUGGAAUUCCUGCCAAGGAUACCGCUGGUUGGUGGCGAGUUUGCUUUUGGAUAUCCACCAUUCCUGCUGCAUUACUUGCUGUUUUGAUGGAAUUCUGUGCCGAGAGUCCUCACUGGCUUGUUAAGAGAGGAAGAAUUGAUUUAGCUGAAGAAGAGCUUGAAAAGCUUAUGGGAGCACCACAUGUUAAAUAUGCCAUUGCAGAAAUGUCAAAGACAGACAAAGGAGAUGAGGUGGAUAAUGUUAGGUUUGGAGAGCUACUGUAUGGUCGUCAUUUUAAAGUGGUUUUCAUUGGAUCUGCCUUAUUUGCUUUGCAACAACUAUCUGGAAUAAAUGCUGUAUUUUAUUUCUCUUCAACUGUGUUUAAGAAGGCUGGAGUACCUACAGACACUGCAAAUACAUGUGUUGGGAUUGUAAACUUAACAGGGUCUAUUAUUGCAAUGAUGUUGAUGGAUAGGCUUGGGAGGAAGGUGCUUCUAAUUGGGAGUUUCUUGGGCAUGGCAGUCGCAACAGGUCUUCAAGUAGCAGCUGCGAGUUCAUUUGUACCAAGCUUUGCAGUAUUAUACCUAUCAGUUGGCGGGACCCUACUGUAUGUGUUAGCAUUUUCUUUGGGUGCUGGUCCAGUCCCCAGCCUCCUGCUGUCAGAGAUAUUUCCUGGCCGGAUUAGGGCAAAGGCAAUGGCUUUAUGCAUGGCUGCACAUUGGGUCAUAAAUUUUUUGGUCGGUCUUCUGUUUCUGCCAAUGCUUGAACAUCUUGGACCACAAAUAGUUUAUGCGAUCUUUGCAGGAUUUUGCUUGUUCGCAGUGGCCUUUGUGAAAAAGAAUGUGGUGGAAACGAAAGGGAAAACAUUACAGGAGAUUGAGUUUGCCCUUCUUCCAUCUCAUUAGUUGGUGACUAGAUCACACUCUAUACUAAGUUCAGAUUGGAAAAUGUUAAGGUCCUAGUGAUUGAACAUCCAAAUUCUUUGCUAUAGCUAUUUCUUGAUUUGUACAAUUUCGGAGUGUGUUCAUAGGCAGGAAAGGCGGCAACAACGAACAAUCAAGAUAAAAAUUGUCACUCUGCUUAUUUUUGCUUCUUUUUUGCUCACUCCACUGGUCGGUGACUACUGCCUGAGGGAGCAUGGAACUGCAUCUGCCUCGGCCAGUAGUAGAUCACAUAUAUACUACGGAGUACCUAUUGUUGUUAUCUUUGUAUACCCCUUCUUUUAAUUUUUACCUUGAUCUGAUUUUUGUAAUUAGCAUUGACACAGAAAGGCUACUCUAAACAUUCCUUACAGAAAUAAUGUUACAGAUUUUGAAUUAGCAAGAUACUGGUAGCUUCUCUGCUGUAACAAGAAAUAUUGGUAGUAUUGUAGUAUACAAUUGAUUAAUGUUAGCUGAGAUUUUUCAA